Molecule: messenger RNA, 4943 nt
Organism: Perkinsus marinus ATCC 50983
Lineage: Eukaryota; Perkinsozoa; Perkinsida; Perkinsidae
Product: cytoplasmic dynein heavy chain, putative
Exons: 21
Biological process (GO): microtubule-based movement
Cellular component (GO): dynein complex
Molecular function (GO): dynein light intermediate chain binding; dynein intermediate chain binding; minus-end-directed microtubule motor activity
Source: RefSeq, a predicted model, not a curated record
AUGAGGGAUACCCUUGGCAAUGCUGCUACUACCAAGGAUAUGUUCCGGGCUUUCGCCAAGUUCAACCCUCUCUUCUUCAGACUCCGUAUUAGGAGUGCUGUAUUGGAAUAUCAGAACUCACUAUUGAGUAAGGUUAAAGUGGACAUAUUUGAUCUACAGGAGGCAUUCAAGAAGGGCUUUGAGGGAUCUGGUACCGAGACCAUGCUCCUUCAGAGAGGGAUACCUGCUCUAAGUGCUAAGAUUAUGUGGGCUAAGCAGAUCAGUCGAAGGCUUACUACACUCAUCAACCAAGUGGCUUCAGUUCUAGGCCCUACUUGGGAUAAGCAUAUCGAUGGUCAGAGGAUCAAAGAGGAGUGUGACUUCUUUGCCAAGAAGCUAGACACCAGUCGUCUAUUCGAGAGCUGGGUUAAGCAAGCUAGAAGUGUAUCUAUAGACUGGGGUGCCCGAGUAUUGGCCAUUCAUAAGGCUAGGAAUGGAUCAUUAGCUCUACACAUGAACUUUGAUGCUGAUAUCCUUGAUCUCUGCCAAGAAAUUGCUUACUUGGAGAGCCUACAUUUCCAGAUACCAUUUGCUGUGAAGGUGAAAGGUGAGGAGAUAAGGAAGAUCUAUCCUCUUUCGAUAACCUUAAGGGAGUGUGCCGAGACCUACAUGUCUCUAGGGACUAAGCUCUCUCAGCAACCUCAAGUAGCCUCCCUGCUCGCUGCUUAUCAUGCUAAGGUUCAACAUGCUCUAGCAUCAGCGUAUGAUGUUGGUUGGGAUGAUAUCGAAGGUGUGUACUCCUAUACAGCAGAUGUGAGUGACUUGGUAUUCUCAUUCCAAGAUCGUUGGACUGAGGUCCUACGUAUGGUGAAUCGUAUUGAUGAUCUGGUGGAUGACCAACUACCCUGUACCCACAUGAUCGAUGGCCCAGCAUACCAGUCGAACGCUGAUGACCUUUAUAUAACAGCCAAUUCUACCCUUAUUACUGGAGGACGUGACCAACAACAACAGCAUGAGCAUGAGACUAUGCAUAACUAUGUGGAUGAGGUUCUGGCCAUCUUUGGUAAAGUACAGAAGAUAGUUGAUGAUCUCAAUCUAGCUGGAUGCUCCAAUCUUCGCCUUUACGUAUCUGAGCUCAACGCUAGACUAGAAGCUAGACUACGCAUGGAGCUCUCUGCAGUUGUGGGUAUAUGGGUCGAUGAGUUCGAGGAUUGGCCUCAUAAUGGUACCAGAGUUAUACCUGAGAAUAGUAUUUCCGUACACGAGCUGCUCAUGCUCCAAGAAGGGUCUAAUACGCGUCUUGUACUCAAGCCAAGCAUUGAGGAGGUAAGGGCCGGGCUCAUGGAGAAGCUUUCAAUCCUUCUAGCCAAGCUAUGCCACUUCCCUAGGAUUCGGUCUGGACGUUAUGAUAAUGUUACGGUAUCUGCUAAGAAGAAUGCUAUAGACAAUGGAGGAAGAGGAACUUGUUCAUCGUUCAUGAAUUUGGUCAACACCCAUCCAGAUGACCAGGCUUUAAGCCAAGCUUAUGAGAUCAUUGACUCUACCAUGGCUCGUAUGGCUACUUAUGUUCAUGAUUGGCAGAAGUAUGAAGCUCUAUGGAGGGCGGAGCCUUCCGCACUAUUCAACGAGCUAGGGGACGAUAUUGAGGCAUGGCAACAACUCUUGACCGAUAUCAGGGUCGCUAGGGCCGGUGUCGAUGCUGCUAGGGAUACUGAGACCUUCGGUCCAAUAGCGAUUGACUUUAGUCCAAUACAGGAACAGGUACUCCAUAAGUAUGACCAGUGGCAGAGGGAAGUGCUGCAGGCAUUCGCAAUGCAAAUGGCUGAUCAAACUAGGUCUAUGCUAUCCCAGCUAGAGAAGUCUAGAGGCUCACUCGAACGGCAGACCUUAGCCGUUACAAGCUGUCGAGAGAUAGCUGAAUUUGUCACUUGUGUGAGGGAAGCCCAAGGAAGUGCUGGAAAGGCCUGGGCCCAGAGGGUGGCGUCCCUACGAGCAGGGGAGAAGCUACUAGAGAGGCAGAGAUAUGCUUUCCCACGUGAUUGGAUAUGGACUGAUAGAGUGGAAGGAGAGUGGACAGCCUUAGAACAAGUCCUCAGCCGACGUAUUAAGCUCCUGGAGGAGAGCAAGGAUAAAGUCGAGCAUAUGAUAGCAUCUCAUGAUACGAAGGUAAUGGAACAGAUAAACAGCCUCUAUGAGGAAUGGGGGGCUAUGAGGGCCGACCAGACGACUCAACCUAACGAAGCAUUACAUAAUAUAUCGCUAUUCGAUACCAGGUUGAUGAAGCUGCAAGCUGACCUGGCACAGGUCAUAAAGGCUAAGAAGGUGUUGGAUUUAGACUGCAGCAAUGAGCGUCGCCUAGAUCCCCUGCGGGAAGAUGUAUCUAACCUGAGAGCUGUGUGGGAAGGCCUUGGAGGAGUGCAUCAGAAGCUGUCUGAUAUUGCUGAUACUCCAUGGCCAGCUGUAGUUGCAAAGAAAGUGAAGACUUCAUUGGAGCAACUUGUCGAAGAGCUCAGUCAACUACCUGAUGCGUUACGUCAAUACGAUGCUUAUGAUGAUCUACGCAGUCGAGUGGAAGCUGCCUUGGCCCUCCAUCCAAUCAUUGCUGAUCUCAAGUCUGAGGCAUUGAAGGAUCGCCACUGGAAGCAGAUUCUGGGCAUCUUGUCACUUGGUACGAUCCACAAUGGUGUCAAUGGCCUCUUAUUGGGACAGCUUUGGGAUAGUACUGGUCUCAAGGAGCGAGAGAAGGAGUUACGUGGUCUCAUGUCGGAGGCAGCUGGAGAACUAGCUUUGGAAGAGUUCAUAUCCUCUGUCAAGGAGUAUUGGACUACACUCAAUCUCGAUUUCAUACCCUAUGCUGGGGGUAAAUGCCAUUUAGUGCGGGGAUNNNNGGCUUUGUCUGUUAAGCUCUCGUUGUUCGAUACUAUGCUGGAUCACAUGACCAGAAUCGACCGAGUCGUUAGACAACCUCUGGGUCAUAUGCUCCUUGUCGGUGCUAGUGGGGUUGGUAAAACUGUCCUAUCAAAGUUCGUCAGCUGGAUGAACGGCCUCUCUGUCUAUCAGCUCAAGACCGGUAAGUCAUAUGAUAUCCACUCUUUCGAGGCUGACCUUCGGCAUGUUAUGAAGCGUGCUGGGGUGAAAGGAGAGAGAAUAUGCUUCAUCUUCGAUGAGUCUAACGUCCUCGGCCCAGCUUUCCUCGAGAGGAUGAAUGCUUUACUUGCUGGUGGAGAGGUCCCUGGUCUAUUCGAAGGCGACGAGUAUAACAACUUGAUCCAGGAGUGCCGUAGCAGUAACGAGACCGCCACUACAGCGGACGCCAACGAGCUAUUCUCUAACUUUACGAAAGAGGUACAGAGAAAUCUGCACAUAGUGUUCACAAUGAAUCCGGCCAACCCGGACUUCCACAAUCGUAAAGCGACAUCACCUGCUCUUUUCAACCGAUGUGUUGUUAACUGGGUUGGGGACUGGCCGACCGAUGCCCUACUACAGAUUGCCAAUGAUUCCCUCAUGCGACUGGAUCUACCCGAGCACUGUUUCAAGUCGGAUACUAUGGCCACUAGUAUGGUCUGCAUUCAUGAGAGUGUGAUGAAGCUUCAUGAUUCAUUGCGAUCCCUCAACAAGCGCUUUGCCUAUGUAACACCAAGGGACUACAUGGAUUUCCUGAGGCAUUUUGAGGAGCUCUAUACGACUAAACGGGCUGAGUGGGCAGAGCAACAACGACAUUUGAAUCUUGGUCUUGAGAAGCUACAUCAGACAGGGCAGCAGGUGGCAGAAAUGAAGACCCAGUUGUCGAGUAAAACGGAAUUACUAGCGGAGAAGAACAAGCUUGCUGAGGCUAAGAUGGCACAGAUGAUCAGAGGGCAGAGUGAAGCAGAGCAAAAGAAGAGGGAGAGCCAGUCUUUGCGGGAGAAGCUGAACAAAGAUCACCAACUCGCUGCCUCACGUCAAGAAGAGGUCGCCAGAGAACUGGCUGAGGUCGAACCCGCUCUCAACCAUGCUAGGCAGUUGGUACAGUCAAUACAACGGAAGCAAGUCGACGAGAUGAGGUCCUUACCGAAUCCUCCCGCACCAGUCAAGAUCACUCUCGAGGCUGUCGUAUGCUUGAUAAGGAACUAUGGUCCCGGUGUAGAGCUCACUUGGGACCACAUUCGUAAGGAGCUCAAAGAUCCACAGCUUAUGGUAACAGUACUCCAAUUCAACACUGAUGCAUUGAGCAUCGCUGCUAGGGAGCGUGUGGAGGGGUAUCUAAAGUCUUCGGCCUGGGACAUGGACCGUAUAGAGCGUGCCUCUAGAGCUGCAGGGCCCUUGGCCCAGUGGGUAACGAGUCAGAUCAGCUAUGGCAAGAUGCUACAGAGUAUUGGCCCUCUGAGGGCAGAGGUGGCAGAGCUCGAGACACAACAAAAGGCUAGCAACGAGAAGCUUCGGGCAAAUAGUGAGCUCCUUGAAAAGCUAGAGAAGGAGAUAGGGCAGUAUAAGGAUGAGUAUGCUCAAUUGAUAAGCGAGGGCCAGAGUAUACGUACCGAGAUGGAGGAGGUCUCUGCAAUGUGCAAGAGGUCAUCUGAUCUCUUGGCAUCGUUGGCAUCGGAGAAGGAACGUUGGGAGGUGCAGAAGGAUACCUACAAAUCCCAAUCGGGAACAAUAAUAGGAGAUACUGUUAUGGGUGCAGCUUUCUGUACAUAUAGUGGCUUCUGUGAACAUGCUCAUCGUGAACAAUUGCACGCAGAGUGGCAUCGUAUAUUUGACUCGACCAAGAAUGGUCCUAAGAUAAACAAUAGCCUGUCUCUAAUCGAGUAUCUAUCCAAGCCAGGGCAGCGUCUAGCCUGGGUUGCCAACCAGCUGCCUAAUGAUGAUCUAUCUAUUCAGAAUGCUAUCAUCAUUGACAGAUACAUACGUUAUCCGAUGAUUGUGGACCCAUCUGGACAGGCUGUUACCUUCCUACAGAAUGAGCAUGCACUCACUUCCUCGAG